AUGGCGGCCCAACAAGGGCCGCGUAGCCAGGGGGCGCUCGAUAUGCUGGAGCACACGAUUGGCGAAGUGCUUAUCCACGCUGGCAAAGCCAUCCGCGCACAAGCUAAGAAUGGGCGCAAGGUAGUGGGCGCGCUCAACGCCACGAAGAUCAGCGAUGCGAACACGCAGUUCAAUUCGACUCUCGAUAGCAUAGAGACAGACAUUCUCCGCGCAAAAGCCACGCUGCGCCGCGAUCUCGACCUCCUCCGCGCACAAAAGAGCGCUGCGGCCGCCGCCGCCGCCAACCCGAAGAAGGAAUCAUCGUCAAGUGGAACUCCCGCCCUUCAACAAGCACCAGCAGCUGCGAUGGAUGUCGACUUGGAGGAACCAACACCGGCCGCCGUCAAAACAAAGUCCGAGCCGGCCACGGACGGAGCCAAUGCCAAUGCCAAUGGCGGCACACCUGCCAGCACCACCAUGGCGCCGUUCCCGAAUAUGGAUUUGGACUCGCCUGUAGUCACCGCAUCCACGGUACCAUUAGGGGCCGUGUCUAUGCAGGCGUCCACCUCGAAUAAAUCGACAGCACCGACACCGCAGGCACUGUCCAACAAAUCGCCCGCCGUCAAGAAAGAGACCCUUGUCCGGCCUGCACAGUUUUCUGGUAAAGCAGGCUCAACACCAGGCAGCACAGCGGGUGCUUCUCCUGCCGCCACUUCCACCGCUUCCGCGACAGCAGUAACAGCAGCAAGCAAGGCGCCGGCUAGGAAGCGGACAGUAUCGCCCGCUGCUAUGAGAGUACCAUCGCCGGCUGCGUCUCGAUCGACUGCCUCGCCUGCGGCGGCGAAGGUGCCGUCGCCUGUUCUGGUCAAGUCGGUGGCCGGAUCGCCGGCCGUCACAAAGGCAUCGACUUCGCAACCACCAACACCAACACCGGCAGCUGGCGUCACGGCCGGCGGCGCCAACAAGGCCAUCUCGCUUUCGUCGUCGUCGUCCUCACCGUCUGUUACUGCUACAUCGCCUGUCCUGACUAAAAAAUCAGCUGCUGCGGCUGCGGCUGCGGCUGCGGCUGCCAGGUCGACACCUCCCUUAAAGUCGACGACGCCCGUACCGGCGCCACAGAUUCCGACCCCCAUAACUGCGCCGCCCGUGAAGCCCACUCCAGCGACGACUGCACCACCAGUUGCCACCCCAGCUGCUCCCGUGCCUGCAAUGGAGUCUUCGUCAAAUGACAUCAAUAUGGACGACUUUUUCGAUCUUACGGGGCCUUCAGGUGACGAUCCGUCCAACGCUGAUCUUGGGUUUACAAAUAUGCAGUUCUCCCUUGUUCCUGCUGGACCAGGAGACGAGGCAAAGCCGGCGCAACCGCCGCCUCCGCAGCCGCAGCCAACCCCGCAAGCGCCCCAACCGCCCCAGCAUCAACAAGUCGAUGACUCCGAAUUUGACGUGGAAAAGUUCGCUGCAGACGCAGCCCAGAACCUCAUGAUGGACACGGACUUUUCGACAGCAACUCCCGCCCAGCAGCAACUCCAACUACAGAAGAAGAUUCAACUACAGCAGCAGCAACAGCAGCAGCAGCAGCAGCAGCAACCUCAACCGCCGCAGCAAAACCCCAGUGACAUUCUCAUGCCAGAUUCCGGAGCGGCAGGGGCAGAUGCUACUGGUGCGGUGGACAACGGCGACGACCUCUUCAGCUUCAUCAAUGAUGGAAUGGAAGGUCUCGUGGAUGAUCCGACGACUAAUUUUGAUGAGCUGUACAUGGGUGGCGGCGACUCGAUUGAUAUUGACGACUACUUUGAUACAGCCUAG
Molecule: messenger RNA, 1785 nt
Organism: Sporothrix brasiliensis 5110
Lineage: Eukaryota; Fungi; Ascomycota; Sordariomycetes; Ophiostomatales; Ophiostomataceae
Exons: 4
Coding region: 1-1785 (594 amino acids)
Source: RefSeq, a predicted model, not a curated record